Messenger RNA from Corticium candelabrum, 6603 nucleotides. RefSeq lists its product as uncharacterized. The transcript has 34 exons. Gene Ontology annotation, molecular function: calcium ion binding. The record is from RefSeq and is a predicted model, not a curated record. Lineage: Eukaryota; Metazoa; Porifera; Homoscleromorpha; Homosclerophorida; Plakinidae. Bases 1 to 6603 code for a protein of 2200 amino acids.
AUGCAAUUGCUGAUGAACUGUUUAUUGGGAAUCUUGGCUUUAGAGGUGUUUUGCCCAGUUUUGCUGACUCCGAACAAUGGUAUGCAGAAUACAACUAACACUGCUAGUGGUACUGCUGUAGAAUUUCGUUGCAAUGAAUGCUAUGAAUUGGAGGGACAGCGUGAGCUUUCUUGUUUGCCAAAUCAAAGUUGGACGGGUGAAGCACCAACUUGCAAAGUAAAAUACUGUCCAGCACUUAGGACACCAGUACAUGGCAAGAAGGAUUCAAACGACAUGUCUUGUGGUACUACAGUAGAGUUUAUAUGUGAUGAUUGUUAUGAGGUGGACGGUGACAAUCAUGUGACUUGCUUAUCUAAUCGAACAUGGAAUGGGACAGAACCCAGUUGCAAGAUAAAAUUCUGUCCAGCUCUUGUGACACCGACUAAUGGACAAAAGAACUCAAACAAUCGCUCGUGUAAUACAACUGUAUCUUUUAAUUGUUCAGAUUGUUACAAAUUAGAGGGAUAUGACCAACUUUCAUGUCUUCCAAAUAAUUUGUGGAGCAGUCAAGAACCUGUUUGCAAGUUAAAGAAUUGUUCGGUUCUUUCUACACCAUCUAAUGGCUUGAAGAACACAAAUAGCAUUUCAUGUGGUACAGUUGUUGACUUUAGUUGUAACAAGUGUUAUGAGUUGGAAGGUCAUGAACAGCUUUCUUGUUUGUCAAACACUUCAUGGAGUGGUGGAAAUCCAAGGUGUAAUUUAAAAAUUUGCUCAAUUCUGGUUACACCAUCUAAUGGAUCAAAAAGCACAAAUACCUUGUCAUGUGGUACAGUUGUAGACUUUAGUUGCGAUGAUUGUUAUGACUUGGAGGGUGAUUCACAACUUACUUGUUUGCCAAACAAUUCAUGGAGUGGUGAAGAACCCAAUUGUGCAUUAAAAUCAUGUCGUGCACUUGCUGAACCCACGAAUGGGAAGAAGGAGUCUAACUUUACUUUCUGUGAUAUAACAGUAGACUUUACAUGUGAUGAAUGUUACUCAUUGGAAGGUCACUACAAUCUUUCCUGUUUGCCAAAUAAUUCAUGGAGUGGUGAAGAACCUAACUGCACUUUAAAAUCAUGUCCAAUUCUUGUAACUCCUAUCAAUGGCGAAACGAAUUCGAGUGACACGUCAUGUGGUACUAGUGUGGAGUUCAGUUGUCAUGAGUGCUACAUGCUGGAAGGACGCAACCAGCUGUCAUGCCUGCCCAAUAAAACUUGGGACAGUGCAGAACCUAAUUGCACAUUGAAAUCUUGCACUGAGCUUGUUACUCCAUCUAAUGGACAGAAGGAUUCUAGCGACACUUCAUGUGGUACUACUGUAAUGUUUAGCUGCCGUGAAUGUUAUGACUUGGUCGGAUACAAUCAGUCGUCUUGUUUGCCGAAUCAAACAUGGAGCAGUGAAGCACCAAAUUGCUCUCUGAAGUUUUGUCCUGCACUUGUGGCACCUGCUAAUGGAAGCAAGAAUUCAAAUGACACAUCAUGUGGCAGUUCUGUAGAAUUUAGCUGUGGUGAGUGUUAUGAGCUUGAAGGACACCGCGUGCUAACUUGUCUUGUUGACAAUACAUGGAGCAGUAAAGAACCUAACUGCACACUGAAAUCAUGUCCAGCUCUUAGAAUACCUAUUAAUGGCGAAAAAGAUUCAAAUGACACCGUGUGUGGAGCUGUAGUUGGAUUUCGCUGUAACGAGUGUCAUGAGGUUCAAGGACACAAUCAACUGUCUUGCUUGCCUAAUAGAACAUGGAGUGGAGAGGAACCCAAUUGCACAUAUGUUCAUUGUCCUGCUCUUGAAGUACCUAGUAAUGGAUCAAUAUUACAUCUAACUGAUAGUUAUCGUUGUGGUUCUGCUGUUUGGUAUGAAUGUGAAAAUGGAUUUGAGUUGCUGGGGACAGCAUAUCGUGAUUGUGUUACAUCAGGACAAUGGCGCGGAAUUGCACCAUUUUGCCAACGUGUCUCCAAAUUGAGUGUAGAGUUGUUAGAGGCAUGGAGCUAUAUGCCUGUCAUGCCGGCAGUGGUGUCUAUUCGAGUUAUAGACAGUGAGGCUGUUACUUUGUAUCAACGCAUCAGUGCUACAGAAAACAUUGUGCUGAUCGUUGUUCCACCUAAUACAUACUUGCUUAUUAGUGUAGAAGCUGAUGGAUAUCUGCCCAGUAGUGCUUCAUAUUAUACUCAUCAUCUAUCUGUGAACAAUUUACCAAUUUAUAUGCAACGACAGGCAGACACUGUAUCUAUUGGUGUCGUGUCUAGUUCUGACAUCAAUGUCACAUUUCCUGAUUUUGGUUUUCGUUUUAUAAAACUCUAUGUUCCUUUUGGUUCUUUGGAUGUAGAUGUUAGAAGUGAACUGAAUUUUACAAUCACUUCUGUCAACCUCACAGCUUCUUUGCAUGGUGUACCACACUUGAUUGGUGUGACCGACAAGAAUCAGUUGUCUCGGGUGAACCUGGAUGCUUAUGUGGCAGUUCAUGUGACUGCUGGACCUACUCUUACUUCUCUAAACAUCAAUUUGCUGAGCUCAGUGUGGUUGUACGUUCCAUUUGUGGUUGAUCGUUUUAGUGAUCAGCUUUCUGUCUGGUUUUACAAUGAGAGUUCUGGAAUAUGGCAAAAUUCAGGCAAAGCUGUUGUCAUGAAGCAGACAUUGAUGUUGGAAAUUACUCAGUUUGGCUGGUGGGCUGCGGCUGUUGAAUGGCCCCAGACUAGCUGUACGUCAGUAGUUGUCAGUAGAACUUCAUCACACGGGAGCUCACCGACUCCAUUGACUGGAAGUGUUAUUUCUUUGUCUGGUGUAGACUACACUUAUUUUAGUGUUAGAGGAACUGAUGCUGCUGGAGUUGCUUGCAUGGAGCAGAAAAGAGAUAGUUUGAGUGUUGUCCAAGUUGAAAAUAAGCAAUUUGGUGUCAGGAGUGGACCUAUUUUUGUAACAAGUCUGAAUCAUAGUCAAUGUGAUGAAGGAAGAUGGUUGAAUAGCAGAAUCUUACAGUUGAAUUGCACCAAACUUGAAAUUUUAUUUGCUAGUUGUGGCUCUCUUCCAAGUCCAAUUAAUGGUAGUGUAAUUCAACCAUCUGUGGUGUCUGUGCUGGGAGAUGUGCACCAACCUGCCAUUACAUCAUUUACGUGUAAUGUGGGAUAUGAGUUAUCAGGAAUUUCAGAGAGAGUGUGUUUGGAAAACGGUUCAUGGAGUGGUUCUCAACCUACAUGCAAAUUGGUAGAAUGUGAUGAACUCCCUAAUCCUCUUAAUGGCAAAAGAUAUGGUGAAAAUCGAAUUUAUCAAUCCACAGUCAUUUUCUCCUGUGGUUUGGGUUAUUUCUUGAAUGGAUCAUCUAAUCGUACAUGCCAAGCUGAUGGCGCAUGGAGUGGACAUGAAACCAUAUGCCAUCCAAGAGAUUGUGGCAAAUUUCCUGAACUGCAGAAUGGCCGAAUAAUAGGAAACAAAACGGUGUUCUCUAAUGUUCUUACAUUUGUUUGUGAUGAGGGAUAUGAAAUUUCUGGUUCCUCAAUAUCUAAAUGUCAGGCAAAUGGAUUGUGGAGCUCACCUAGUGUCCAUUGUAGUGCUGUGGAUUGUGGCAAUCUUGAUGACAUUAGAAAUGGCAGGAAGAUAGGAACUGCAAACACUACAUUGGGCUUUGAAGUAAUGUUUGAGUGUAACCCGUGUUAUGAGCUGGAAGGACCAACAACAAGAACAUGCCAGGCUAAUAGUACUUGGAGUGGUACAGAACCUUCUUGCAAUAUAAUUUAUUGCUCUCCACUAGAAGAAAUUCAGAAAGGAGAAAGAAUGGGAGACGAAACAAUUUGCUCAGCAAGUGUUGAAUUUAAAUGUGAUACAGGGUAUAGACUGAGUGGCUCCAGUAUUCGAACGUGUCUAGAAGACAGAACAUGGAGUGGGCAACAGCCAACUUGUGACUUGGUUUUCUGUGAAGAACUAUCAUCUUCAAGUGUUGGCUUAAUUAAGAUGGGCAAUGAGACAGUUGUUUUUUCUGAAGUUUUAUUUGGCUGUAACCAAUGCUUUGAGUUGAAAGGACAUAGCAAUCUUACUUGUCUUGAUAAUGGCCAGUGGAGUGCAGACCAACCCACAUGUGACUUAAUUCAUUGUCCAAACUUGCCAAUUCCAGAAAACGGCAUAAAGACUAGGAAUGAAACAAGCUGUGGUGUUGUGGAAGAAUUUGUUUGUAAAAGUCGUUAUGAGCUUGUAGGUCCAGCCAAAAGAGUCUGCCUGACAAAUGGUAGUUGGUCUGAUGAGCAGCCAGUAUGCAGAGUUGUCGAUUGUGGCGAUCUUGAUCCUGUGGAGAAUAGUUUGCCUACUAUUGGCAACACUACAACAUUGGGAUCUGUGAAGAAGUUUGAGUGCAAAGAUUGUUUUGAACUUAUUGGCUCUCAAACAGUGACGUGUCUAUUGACAGGGUCUUGGAACGACUCACCUCCAACAUGCAAUCUUAUUAUGUGUCCACCAUUGUUUGAUCAUGUGAAUGGCAUCACAAAUGGAGCAUCAGCUCGUUGUGAUUCGACUGUUACAUUUAGUUGUUUUGCUGGAUAUAAAUUGAUCGGCAAUAGCAACAUCUCAUGCUUGCAAAGUGGCCAGUGGUCUGGCUCUCAGCCACAGUGCAUUGAGGUGAAUGAAUGUAUCUCAUCUCCGUGUCAGAAUGGAGCAACAUGUAUUGAUGAAGUUGAUGGCUACAGGUGUUUCUGUUCUGCUGGAUAUCACGGAAUUCUGUGUGAAACACCUACUGUCGAUGGUUCAUGUGCUGUGGAAGAUUGCCAUGCAUUUGUUAAAGUUUCAAAUUUGGGUUUCUUUUGUGGUGGAACUUCGUACAUUGAAGAAUUUAUGUUUCCACUGUGCAAGUUUAUUGCUAAUCCGGGUACUAGCAGACCAGCUAGAGAUUGGGCAAGUAGCACAUGGAAUUGUUUGGUGAGAGUUGCUGCACAAGAACUUGACGCUGUGUAUGGUGGGUAUCAGCCAGACGAACCCUUGUUUUGGGAAUGUCAAGCAUUUGAAAGACAGCUGUUUGCCACUCAGCAGAGUUGUAUUAAAGAAGCCUUAUGCGACACUCUGUUUACUGUAGAUGAUGCUUAUAGCAUAGCUGAUGUGAUGGAAUCAUCAGCAUUUUAUCGUGAUCAGAAUGUGAAGCAGACAUUGUCUUUACUGACUGAUUGUGGGCAAGACAAUAGCAAUUUGGCUUCAUUGAGAGGUGAGAUGUUGAGAAGAGGGUUUGUGCUCUGUUUUACUGGUGAAAGUGAAGAAGCUAAAGCAGAAACUGUGCAACAGGCAUUGCAGUUGAUUGAUUCUGCUACUGAUGGUGGUGGUGUGAUUCAGGAGCUACAAAGUGUUACUGAUUUGUGUACUUCAUCCAGAAGCGAGUCUGCACUGACCAUAGCUUUGUUAAGCAAUGGAACAGGUGCAGUGAGUCAGGAAAGUCUUUGUAAUAGUCUGCCUUCUACCUUUGCGUCUGCGAUUCUGCGUUGUCCUCAGUGUGGCAAUGGUGUGUUGGAACUACCAGCAGAAGCAUGUGAUGAUAGAAAUAAUGAAAAUAGGGAUGGCUGCUCAUCUGUGUGUGCCAUCGAAAGUGGAUUUUUCUGUGAUACAAUACCUUGGCAUACCACUAGUUGCAGACAUUUUGACAUUGACUUGAACAAGUUUGACAAUUCAACUAGGAACAGAUCCGUUGUCAUCUUCUAUGGUGAUGAGGUUGUAUUUAUUGUUGAUAAUGAAACCUUGGAUGCAAGUGAUUAUGGAAAUGAUGAUUGGGAGAGGAUCAAACUUACUUUGGAAUGGGCAGCUGAUGUUCGGGAAGAGAAACUUGCUUAUUUGUCAUCUCUUGACAGAGCAGUUUCUGCAGGUAGACUUACUGCUAUGGAGAAGGAUGCUCUUUUCACUUCUGCAGUGGAGAGAAAUGACACAAUGAAUUCACGAGUGAGAUUAGAUAUUAUUCGAAAAUCAGGUGAACAGCUUAAUUUGACUCACGUCUUACUGGCUUUGUCCUACCAAAACAAAGGGCAGGCAGAUCACAUUCCAAGAUUGAUGUUGAUUGAGGUACUAGACUUGAAUGGCAUUUCUGCUUCACCAGUUGGAUUUACUGUGACCUAUGUUGGUCUUAAUGCCAAUGCACCUGUUAUUGACAUUAAAGAAAAUAGGCAAAGGUUUAUAGCAGGUAGCAGUGACUUGCUGCGUGUUACUGGUGCCAGUUUGAAUGUGUCUGACUCUGACCAUGAAUAUUAUCCUAUGCAAUGGGGUAGGGUUACUAUUGUUGAAGCAGGUACUGAAGAGCAUCUCUACCUUGCAGAUGAAAUAUCACCAAUCACAGUUGUGACAAAACAAAAUGGUACUGUCAUUGAGCUGGAAGGUUCUGCCUCUACUGAAGUUUAUACUGAUGUUUUAAACAAUGUGUUCUAUUUUAACUGGGAGAUCGAUAAGACAGAAGCCACAGAAACAAUCAUUAAAUUUGAAGUGUCUGAUGGUGUCCAUGUCAGCUUUUUCAUUGUGGUAAUUUCAGUAGGUAUGUCACAAACUAGAAGUCUACAUCAAAUAAUUAGAGAGCAUGGUGUCUUCAUAUGUGUCACCAGUGACCUGACCGGGUUUCUCUAUGUUCUUCAGACCUGA